AUGUUGACCAUACGAUCCAUGCUUGUAUUAUCUGCAGCCUAUCUUGCUGGUUCAUGCGUACUUGCACUACCAGUGUUUGACGCCGAAUUAGCAGCAAGUCCCUUUGUACACGACUCGAGACUCAACUAUUAUCAAAAGCGAGCGUUUGAAGAAGGUCCUAGGAAUCCACUCGAAAUGAACAAGCUUUUGGGUAUGGCGGAUAUCAAUGAUUAUCCGAUGUGA
This is a messenger RNA of Lichtheimia ornata, 222 nucleotides long. RefSeq lists its product as uncharacterized. NCBI's taxonomy places the organism in Eukaryota, Fungi, Mucoromycota, Mucoromycetes, Mucorales, Lichtheimiaceae. The record is from RefSeq and is a predicted model, not a curated record. Bases 1 to 222 code for a protein of 73 amino acids. The transcript has a single exon.